Gopherus evgoodei (Goodes thornscrub tortoise) is the source of this 2255-nucleotide messenger RNA. It is a transcript of the gene LMNA, whose product is annotated as lamin A/C. Bases 126 to 2111 code for a protein of 661 amino acids. Lineage: Eukaryota; Metazoa; Chordata; Testudines; Testudinidae. The record is from RefSeq and is a predicted model, not a curated record. The transcript is spliced from 12 exons.
CGAGAUCCGUGUGGGUGACUCAGACUGUCAGUUCCAGCUAGGCAGACGCAGGCGUGGGGAAGGCAGCUCCAGAGAUCUGAGUCACUGACCCGUGCUCCCGUCUCUCUGCCAGGCUGUGAACCGCGAUGGACACCCCAUCUCAGAAGAGGGCCACACGGAGUGGGGCAGGUGGCACCCCGCUCUCUCCCACCCGCAUCACCCGCCUGCAGGAGAAGGAGGACCUGCAGGAGCUCAACGACCGGCUGGCCGUCUAUAUUGACCGGGUGCGCUCGCUGGAGUCGGAAAAUGCCGGUCUCCGGCUGCGCAUCACCGAGUCCGAGGAGGUGGUGAGCCGCGAGGUGUCGGGCAUCAAGUCGGCCUACGAAUCGGAGCUGGCGGAUGCCCGCAAGACCUUGGAUUCUGUGGCCAAGGAGAGGGCACGACUGCAGCUGGAGCUGAGCAAAGUGCGGGAGGAGUUCAAGGAGCUGAAGGCACGGAAUGGCAAGAAGGAAGGGGACCUGCUGGCCGCUCAGGCUCGCCUCAAGGACCUGGAGGCCCUGCUCAACUCCAAAGAGGCUGCGCUCACCACCGCCCUGGGGGAGAAGAGGAACCUGGAGAAUGAAAUCCGGGAGCUGAGGACGCAAGUGUCCAAGCUGGAAGCCGCCCUGGGCGAGGUGAAGAAGCAGCUGCAGGACGAGAUGCUGCGCCGGGUGGACGCCGAGAACCGUCUGCAGACACUGAAGGAAGAACUCGACUUCCAGAAGAACAUUUACAGCGAGGAACUUCGCGAGACCAAGCGUCGCCACGAGACCCGCUUGGUGGAGAUCGACAACGGCCGCCAGCGGGAGUUUGAGAGCAAGCUGGCCGAUGCCCUCCAGGACCUGCGGGCCCAGCAUGAAGCCCAGGUCAGACUGUACAAGGAGGAGCUGGAGAAGACCUAUGGCUCCAAGCUGGAGAAUGCCAAGCAGUCGGCGGAGAGGAACAGCAGCAUGGUGGGCGCCGCCCACGAAGAAUUGCAGCAGUCGAGGAUCCGCAUCGACAGCCUCUCGGCCCAGCUCAGCCAGCUGCAGAAGCAGCUGGCUGCCAAGGAGUCGCAGCUGCGGGACCUGGAGGACGCGCUGGCCCGGGAGCGGGAGACCAGCCGACGCAUCCUGUCCGACAAGGAGCGGGAGAUGGCGGACAUGCGAGCCAGGAUGCAGCAGCAGCUGGACGAGUACCAGGAGCUGCUGGACAUCAAGCUGGCCCUGGACAUGGAGAUCCACGCCUACCGCAAGCUGCUGGAGGGAGAGGAGGAGAGGCUGAGGCUGUCUCCAAGCCCCACCUCCCAGAAGGGGGGCUCCAGGAUCCACGUGAGCCACUCCUCCACGCCGGGCUCCUCCAAGAAGAGAAAGCUGGAGGACGGGGAACGCCGGACGAGCUUCUCCCAACAUGCGAGGACCAGCGGCCGCGUGGCCGUGGAAGAGGUUGAUCUGGAAGGGAAAUUUGUCCGUCUCAGGAACAAGUCCAACGAGGACCAGGCAAUGGGGAGCUGGCAGAUCAAGCGUCAGAAUGGAGACGAGGCCCCCAUCAGCUACCGCUUCCCUCCCAAGUUCACCCUGAAGGCCGGCCAGGUGGUCACGAUCUGGGCCUCCGGAGCCGGUGCCACCCAUAGCCCUCCCACUGACAUGGUGUGGAAGGCCCAAAGCUCCUGGGGCUCUGGAGACAGCCUGCGUACCGCCCUGAUCAACUCCAGCGGAGAGGAGGUGGCCAUGAGGAAGCUGGUACGCACGGUGAUCAUCAAUGAUGAUGAUGAGGAUGACGAUGACGAAGUCAGCGUCCACCACCGUCACCACCAUGCCCACUGCAGUGGCACAGGUGAUCCUGGGGAGUACAACCUGCGUUCCCGCACUGUGGUGUGUGGCACCUGUGGCCAGCCGGCAGAGAAAGCCAGCGGGGGCCCGAAUGUCGCAGCCGGAUCCAUGUCCUCGGAAUCAUCCGCCUCUAGCCUCACCAUCACCCGCAGCUACCGCUCCCUCGGGGGAACCGGCGGGGGCAGCGGGGGCAGCCUUGGAGAAAACCUGGUGACCAGGUCCUACAUCCUGGGUAACUCCAACCCCCGCACUCAGGGUCCUCAAAACUGCAGCAUCAUGUAACCAGCAGAGGGUGCUCUCCUUGCUUACACCCCGCCAUAUCAUGCUAUUUUUUUCCCGCAAGGCUAGAAAACCAUUCCCCCCCCUUUUAAAACAAAGGGUUUUUUUUUGUGUUUUUUCUACAGCAGAAAUUUUAUAUAUAUAUAU